Molecule: messenger RNA, 3601 nt
Organism: Pseudovirgaria hyperparasitica
Lineage: Eukaryota; Fungi; Ascomycota; Dothideomycetes; Acrospermales; Acrospermaceae
Product: DNA replication factor C, large subunit
Exons: 4
Coding region: 111-3446 (1111 amino acids)
Biological process (GO): DNA replication; DNA repair
Cellular component (GO): nucleus; DNA replication factor C complex
Molecular function (GO): DNA binding; ATP hydrolysis activity; DNA clamp loader activity
Source: RefSeq, a predicted model, not a curated record
UCAGGUAGGCUUGUCUUUCCAUUUCACAUCACCAAUCUUUUCUGAAACGCUGCUCUUUUGCAUUACAUGUUUGAACGUAUUCCAAUUGUUUUGAUUAGUUUUGGGAUAUAAUGCCUUCUGAUAUCAGGAGUUUCUUUGGCGGUGGUGGGCAAGGGACUCAGAAGUUACCUGCACGAAAGGAGGAGGCCCCGCCCACGAAGAAGCGAGGCCGUCCUGCCACCCGCCGAGUGAUCCAUGAUGACUCAGAGGAAGAUGAUGCUCCCACGAAACCCACGCCUAAGAAGUCUGCGCCCAAAGCGAAGCGUGAACCUACCCCUGAGGGACAAGCCACAACUACAUCCGAUUACUUUGGAAGUAAGAAACCAAAACGUUCGGAACCAGUGAAAAGGAAAAAUGCAACCACAGAGGUUACAACACCCAAAGCCAGCCCCAAAUCUUCUCCAGCCAAGUCUCGAACUAAGCCUUCUCCACCUGCUACAAAUGGACGAACCUCGACCCGCGCGAAGAAACCAAUGACGUAUAACGAAGACGAAGAUAACAUUGAUGCAUACCUUAACGAUGAUGAUGAUGGCGCCGAUGAUAUAUUUGCAGCUGAUUUCAAAAACAGAAGGAUAGAUACCGAUAAUUACGUUGAAAGUCUGGACGUUACUCAUGUAAAGCUUCCCCAUCACCAGACGCCAAAAAGAAAGGGCACGAAGAAGGCAAAGGACGACCACGAGGAGAACUACGAGCCCGACGGUCAUGACAUCAAUAUGAAGGACACGGACGCCGAUAGUGAUUUCACUGUCUCAGAUGACCAUAAGGAAGCUGUCAAGAGCAAAUCAAAGGACGGUGGAAAGAGUACAAAAACAUCGAGCCGGAAGCGAAAAUCCGUGGAAUUGUCUGAAGAAGACGAAGAAGCAGAGCCUUCGAAGAAGACCAGGAAAGCUGCACCAGCAAAGAAGUCCCCUGUCAAGAAAAAAGCGAAGAAGGAAGACGUACCGGAGAAUCCGAAGGUGCAAGAGAUCUUCGACAGCAUUCCUACCAUACGACCUCCGACCCCACCGCCUGCAUCUGGAGAGGCGAAAAAAUUCAACUUCCGGGCACAACAUGCCAAUUCAGGAGCACCACCCUCCGCUGGCUCGGCGGAUAUUCCUACCGGUCAACCGAACUGCCUCGCUGGUCUUACAUUUGUAUUCACCGGUCUCCUGCAAACACUACAAAGAGAAGAAGGACAAGCUCUGGUUAAGCGCUAUGGGGGUAAAGUGACCACUGCGCCGAGUAAGAAGACAAGCUACGUGGUCCUUGGUUCUGAUGCCGGUCCCAAAAAGCUUCAGACAAUCAGAACGAACGGUAUCAAGACUAUCGAUGAGGAUGGUCUCUUCGAGCUUAUUCGACGUCUUCCUGCGAAUGGCGGCGACAGCAAAGCUGCAGCAGCCUAUGAGGAAAAACAGAAAGCUGAAGAAGAAAAGAUCAAGAAAAUGGCCGCGGAAAUGGAAAGGGAAGAACGUCAAGAAAAGCAGAAAGCUGAAGAGGCAAAGAUGAACCAGUUGGCAACAAGAAUGCAGAAGGGAGACCAAAGAAAGGAUGGCGCUGGUAGAGCAGGCGGAGGCAAAGCUUCAUCAUCGGGGAAUCUUGAGAAAGCUGUAGAAGCCAGACCUGAUAACAGGCUCUGGACUGUCAAGUACGCUCCUACGCAGCUAAGCCAGAUAUGUGGCAAUAAAACGCAGGUGGACAAGCUACAGAAGUGGCUCAAGAACUUUCCUCGAGCAGUGCGCACAAACUUCAAGCUUGCGGGCGCUGACGGCAGUGGCACUUACCGAGCUGUCAUUAUCCAUGGCCCACCAGGCAUUGGCAAAACCACUGCUGCUCAUCUUGUCGCCAAACUCGAGGGCUAUGACAUCGUUGAAAGUAAUGCAAGCGACACUAGGAGCAAGAAGCUAGUCGAGGAAGGCCUCCGAGGAGUACUCAGUACCACAUCCUUACUCGGAUACUUCUCAGGCGAUGGCAAGCAAGUCGAGGCUUCUAAGAAAAAGAUGGUGCUUAUCAUGGAUGAGGUUGACGGUAUGUCAGCUGGUGAUCGUGGUGGUGUCGGCGCAUUGGCUGCGGUUUGCAAGAAGACACAGGUCCCCAUGAUCCUGAUCUGCAAUGAUCGAAGGUUGCCAAAGAUGAAGCCUUUUGAUCACUGCACAUAUGACUUACCAUUUCGACGUCCAACUGUUGAUCACAUUCGGUCUCGUAUCAUGACUAUUGCGUUUCGUGAGGGCUUGAAGGUCCCGCCCAACGUAAUCAACGCUCUUAUCGAAGGGAGUAACGCCGAUAUCCGCCAGGUCGUCAAUAUGGUUUCGACAGCAAAGUUGGAUCAGGAAGCUAUGGACUUUGAUGGCGGCAAGUCUAUGUCGAAGGCAUGGGAGAAACACGUUAUUCUAAAGCCAUGGGACAUCGUUGGCAAGAUACUUGGCGGGGGAAUGUUCGCUGCCAGCAGCAAAGCUACCCUGAACGAGAAGAUUGAGCUAUAUUUUAAUGAUCAUGAGCUCAGCUAUUUGAUGCUACAAGAGAACUAUCUUGGUACAAACCCAAUCGUCGCGUCGACUUACACUGGUAAAGAGAGAAACCUGAAGAUGCUCGAGCUUGUUGACAACGCUGCCUCAAGCAUCAGCGACGGCGAUCUAGUUGACCGGAUGAUCCAUGGCUCACAGCAACAGUGGAGUCUUAUGCCCACUCAUGCUGCCUUCAGCUUCGUACGCCCCGCGAGUUUCGUGUCUGGAAGCAUGGCGGGCUACAAGACCGGCUUUCCCUCUUGGCUAGGCAAGAACAGCUCCGCGCAGAAGAUGCAGCGUAUGGUGAAGGAAAUACAAGGCCAUAUGCGUCUAAGAUCAUCAGCAGAUCGUCACGAGAUACGACAAUCUUACGUGCCCGUCUUGUGGUCGCAGAUGGUGAAGAAAUUGGAGACAGAUGGCAAGGAGGCUGUCCCUGCUGUUAUUGAUUUGAUGGACAGCUACUUCUUGACAAAGGAUGACUUUGAUGCUAUUCAGGAAUUAGGCGUUGGAUACAUGGACCAAGAGAAAGUCAACAUUGAGUCUCAGGCCAAAGCCACCUUCACCAGACUGUACAAUCAACAGUCACAUCCACUGCCUUUUAUGAAGGCAGGUAACGUUCUCCAACCCAAAGCCAAACAAAAGGAGCAGCCUGAUCUUGAAGAGGCCAUCGAAGAGUCCGACGAUGAUCAAGUCAUCAAUGAAGUCAAGGAAGAGGAUGAAGAAGAGGUUGACCUGUCGAAAGACAAGUAUGUCAAACAGCCCAAGAAGAAGAAGGCCGCAGCAAAGCCCAAGCCAGCGGCCAAGAAAAGGACCAAGAAGGACGAUAGCGAUGAAGAGCUGAGUGAUGAGGAGGAAGUCAAGCCCAAGAAGGGAAAGGCUGUUGCCAGGGGUAACAAUAGUAAAGGUCGUGGAAGAGGCAGGAAAUAGUGAGUAGUAUUGUGUGAGAUUUUACCUCACAAUGGGCGGUUCCAGCAUGUCUUUUGAGUAUAACAGGUUCGGAUGCCUAGAUAUUGAUCAAAUGAGAUGUUGUUGGCAGUAAACAAUUCCACGUCAUUUCAUCCUUGGGUUGGGCAAGAUCUGGG